AUGCUCCAGGCGACGGAGCACGAGACCGAAGUCGCGUUGCUUUCCUGCGUCUUCAGUUUCCUUCAGACAGCGCUCCUUAACUUUAUUCCAGAGCCCCUGUUCCACCCUGUCGCCGAUCGUGUGAGCCACCUGGCCCUCGUGCGUGCGGCCGGCGGCGCAGUCGCUUCGACUGCUCCGAUGCUGCGCUCCUUUCCGUGUCUGUGUUCCCCGGCCCACUCGCCUCUCGCCCGUGCAUCUUUCGGUGUGUCGCUCGCGUCGGCGCCGUCUGUCUCUGGGAAUCUGCGGCCGUUGUCUGUGAGAGCGUUUUGGAUGGAUGUGGCAGUACAGACAGCUUUCACACCCGCUGCACUGCUGCGUUUGCUCCAUCUGCUGCACUUCCAAGAUGUGCUUCUGGGCCGGCUGGCUUUCCCCCCCGCCUCAGCGAAAUCUCCGCAUUCAAACGCCUCGACAUCCGCUGCUUUUUCCAGCGCUGACAAACACGAAACGAGGGGAAACAAACGCGCCAGUAACGCACGCGGGCUGACGCCGGAGGGUUCAUCUUGGAUGACUGGAAAGAAGCGGCAAGAACAAGAGGAAAUUUGCGGGGAACAGAGAGGAAAUAAAGGAGAGGCUGCUGGCGACGUGUCACAGUUUUCAGAGCUGUCUUUAUUGGAAUGCCUGAAAACCCGACGGAGGGCUGAUGACGAAACCCAGACGGGCCGACGCGGUUCCGUCGCGGGGCCUUCGGGUGUGCAUACAACAGGAACCGGCUGGAAGGAACAGGCCAAACGCGAGUUGGAGAAACCGCGAUGUCGCCAGGCUUUUGUGGGUAGAUCCCUGUCUCGAGGAGAAAGGGGGAAAAUCGAGUCUUUUUCACGUUCUCGCGCUCUCGCCUUGGUAUCAGACAGCGAGAGACGGCCGCGUCGUGCCCGGAUUUCUUCGAGGCAGUCGUCGAGUAUCGCUUUUCACGGAGUUUCGCGCUCCCCGUCAUUCCCCUUUCUGCCGUGUUGCGGAGUCCUGCCUCCGUUCGUUUGCGAAACGUGCCUAGAGCACGCGGGAGAAAGACGAAAAAUGUUUCCCCAACCGUUCUGCCUUGCCUCGUCUCACCGAAGACUCUCCGCUGGCGCCGUUGAGAAAGCACAGAACGCAGAAAACGGAGAGACGAAAGAGAGAAAAAACGAAACCACCACUGAACACUGGUCGCUGCUGGGUGAAGCAUCGAGGGAGGCUGAGGACGAGGCGGGGAAUCUCAAAAGCCAACAGAUCCAGACCUGUUACUCUCCACAUGUCUCUCCAGAAUGGGAGAAGGUAACACGUGGAGAAACAAAAAGAACGGAAACAGGAAGCCGAGAAGGCAGCGAAGGAAGAAGCAUUUCGGCGGGAGGCAGCGCCGACCGAGGAGCUAGGGACGCAAAUCCGGAAGAAAGCGAAACUGCCACGAGCAUUUGCGGUUCGCGAAGCGAUUCCCGGAAGAUGAACCAAAGUGGUGAAACGCGUGCAUCACAAAAAUUAUCAGAAGAGGACGUAAUUCGAAAGGAACACCGCUGCAUUCGGAGGGAGGUGUCUGGUGGCCCGCGAGAGGCCAGACCUUCAGGUAUCACACGCAGCACUUCUGCGUCCUCCCAUCCGUUUUUCUCGUCCGGAACACUAAGAGGAACUUCCGUCGCUGUUUGCAGAUCCAGCUUGUCCCCAGUCCAAGCUACAUGUGAGCGCGAACAGCCCUACUCUGUUGGCAACUGGUGUUCAGCUUGCGGUGCUUUCUCUCCGUUCGCUGAUGUACAGAGGCUGUCGCCACCCGGUGUACAUAUACCCCGGGGCUUCACUGAAGCGGCGAGCAGCGCUUCACGAAGUCCUGAAUUCGCCGUGGCAAUCGUGGAAUCUCUGGAACAGGAACUCUCGAGGGUCGUGAGUGGUCGGAAUUCGCGCGGUACGCCUGAGGAUCCCCGGUCGGAAAGAAACGACGAGAAACCAACAGACAAACAAAGUUGCUUCAAAGAGCACGACCCAGUCGAACGGCACGCAGGGACGCGAACGGUUUCCCAGACGCACGACUCGGGCAGUUUUCUCCCGACUGGGCAGAAGUCGCCUUCCACCCACCGAAAUGUGGACGCGAGCGGAAAAAAGCGCUCGACAAGAUCACAAAUGAACCGUCUGGGGGACGAUACUCCGACAGAACUCCCAUCUGGAACACACGUACCUGGCCAUAUUGCGCACGCCUCGCGUUCGGCAUCUCUUGAGCAAUUUGAGUUUUUCGCGAGCAAGCAGUUCGUCCAGUUGACUAGCGAGUUUGCGGAAGGAACGGUAUGUCGGGUUCUUCGGGUGCCGCACAUUCCGCAAGGCGCCGUCAGCUUCCCGCCGUUCCUCACUCAGGCGCAGCGAUGGACACUUUUAGAGCGGCUCUUUGCUUGCCGAGAUACCGACCUCGCGGCAGUUGCCCCGCCCUUUGCGUUAGCUCCUAGUCGCACGGCGCUUGCGCACCACGACACCGAAGUGUCAGUUGUUUGGGACAAGCGAGAAAAUCUGCCGGUUUUCAGAAGCAACUCAGAGCAUCCCGCCCAUCGACCGCAUGUGAAGGCACGUAGACAAGCAUCGCACAGUCUUUUAGACGACGUAGAAGAAAGGCGAACGCGAGAACGCGCAGGUCGUUUAGAUCCGUUUCUCUCGGGAGCCGGGCUAUGGGCAGACGUCAAGCAGCGCCUGUUAUACAUGGAGAUGCAAUACGAUAAAAAUAUCGUUAGAGCAGCUGCAGGUGCAGCGAGGUGUCACGCAGCAGUGCCCUCUUACGAAUGCAAAUUUGCUCACUUUCGUCUUUUCAUCGAUCCGCCGGUUCAGUCUUCUUCGGUCGCUGCGGCGGCAGCGGCCGCUCUGGCUGCGUUCCAGCAGCGUACCCCAGGUCACCGCGAGUUGCUCACAAAGUUCGAGGAUUUGUUUUUCGAUUGCAUUUUCGACGUGUACCUGCAGCUGCCCCGUCCAAUGGCUCACGCUGUCUGGACGCAUCUUUUUCCGUUCCAUCAUCCAACCACCCACACUGUUCACCGUAUUCAGCUGCUGCUUCUCAAGGUCCACAAAGACCUGAGGAAACGCACGCUCUCACUUGGCACCAGUCCAGCCACUGACGCGUUUCCCGUCUCUGGAAUGGACAGAAUGGAGCCGCGCACAAACAAGGAAAAGCAAUAUCCAAGAAAAACGCUGGUCGUAGGCGCUGACAGUCGCACAGCCGGGGGGAAGGCAGGUGACUUCUGUUCCGGAGGUGGACGUGACGGGAGCAGAGCUGCUGACACAGGAGACGCUACGAGGCAAAACAGACGGAAAACACGAGUUGAAGCGGAACAACUCGCUGAAAGCGACAAGCGAGGAACGGCAGGUGGGCCGAGCGGAGGUGCUAGAGCAGAAGCUGAAAGAAAUGCACUCAUCUGCUUGCUCAGAGCCGCUUCCGAUGCCCAAGCGAGACUGCUGCUCACCAGACGAUGCAGAAGUGCCGUGCGGGUCGAUGUGGCAUCCGCAGUUAAAAGCAAUAUGCCCCAGACAGAAACGUGAGGCGAAUUCGCAAGAAGGCACGGAGUGGAUAGGCACGGAAUGUGACAAUACAGCGGGAAACGGAAAAGAAAUGUGACAGGAGGACAGGAAUGAUUCCUAGUCCCAUGCGUCUUCUGGGUCUAAGCAUACAGAACGGCUCUGAAGGGACUCCAGCUCAAAUUUCAUUUCACUAAGAGUAGAAACACAUCACGUUUUGUGUUGUGAUUUGUCUCGGCGGUGUGGUCGAAAAUCUGUUUCAUACUAGUCUCUCUAGUGCGUGUGAAUAGGUCUUACACAUGUAAGCGCAGGUGCUGUAGAAACAAAACUAUCGU
Messenger RNA from Toxoplasma gondii ME49, 3827 nucleotides. RefSeq lists its product as hypothetical. Lineage: Eukaryota; Apicomplexa; Conoidasida; Eucoccidiorida; Sarcocystidae. The transcript is spliced from 2 exons. The record is from RefSeq and is a predicted model, not a curated record. The coding region runs from base 1 to 3516 and encodes 1171 amino acids.